Messenger RNA from Tympanuchus pallidicinctus (lesser prairie-chicken), 7591 nucleotides. It is a transcript of the gene FAM117B, whose product is annotated as family with sequence similarity 117 member B. NCBI's taxonomy places the organism in Eukaryota, Metazoa, Chordata, Aves, Galliformes, Phasianidae. Bases 98 to 1801 code for a protein of 567 amino acids. The record is from RefSeq and is a predicted model, not a curated record. The transcript has 8 exons.
CGCGGCACGGCGGCCGCCCGAGGCGUCGAAUCCCCGCGAGGACCCGCCCGCGCCCCUCGCCCUUCUCUCGGCUUCCCGCCGCCGGCCCCGGCGGACGAUGUCCCACCAGCGCGUGCGGCGCGGCGGCUCCCCGACCCCCGCCGCCUCCCCCGGGGGAGGGGGCGCGGCGGCGGCGGGCGGCGGAGCGGGAGCGGGCGGCCGUCUGCAGCCCAUGCGGGCCACGGUGCCCUUCCAGCUCAAACAGCAGCAGCAACAUGGCAGCCCCACGAGGAGCGGCGCCAGCGCCCCGGGCGGGGGUCUCGCGCGCGCGGCGGCCGCCUCGCGCAGCAUCAGCCCCACGCGCGCGGCGCCCACUGGCGGGCGGGCCGGCCCCGCCGCGGCCGCGCAGACGCCGGGGGGAGGCGGCAGCCCUACGCGCGGCGGCGGGGCCCGGGGCAGCCCCCCGCGGCCGCACCAGCUGCCGCCGCCGCCUCCCCCCCCGCCGCCCCCGCCGGCCGCUUGCGGGUCCUCGCCGUGCUCCUCGCCGCUGCCGGAGGGCGGUUCCGCGGCGGGCAGGGUCCGGCACCCGCGGCACUCCCCGGAGCGAGGCAGGAGCUCGCCGGAGAGGAAGAGUCCCGGUUCGCCGGGCCGCAAAGCAGACAAAUCAAGGCCACCUUCAUCAAGCCCUUCCAGUAUUAUUCGCCGGACUUCCUCAUUGGAUACACUUGCUGCUCCCUACCUUGCUGGACAGUGGCCUCGUGAUAAUCAUGGACAAGCUGUUCCAUGUAUGAGAGACAAAGCCACACAGACUGAAAGUGCCUGGGCUGAAGAAUAUUUGGAAAAGAAGAGAAGCUCCCACAAGCGCUCAGCAUCAUGGGGCAGCACGGAACAACUCAAGGAGAUUGCAAAAUUGCGUCAGCAGUUGCAGAGAAGCAAACACAGCAGCAGGCACCAUCGGGAUAAAGAAAGACACUCUCCUUUUCAUGGUAACCAUGCAGCCAUUAACCAUAGUCAGGCUCCAAUCCCGAAGAGUGCUCUUGUUCCUGUGAUACCUAUUACCAAAUCAACAGGAUCACGAUUCCGAAACAGUGUAGAAGGACUAAAUCAAGAAAUUGAGAUAAUAAUUAAGGAGACUGGAGACAAAGAAGAACAGCUUGUUCCUCAAGAUAUUCCAGAUGGGCACCGUGCACCUCCUCCAUUGAUUCAGCGUAGCAGUAGUACUCGCAGCAUCGAUACCCAAACACCUGGUGGAGCAGAGAAGGGUAGUAACAACAGCAGCCGUUCUCAGUCAGUGUCUCCAACCUCAUUUCUUACCAUCUGUAAUGAGAGCAGUGAGGAAAGUCCUUGUUCAGCAGAAGAUCUUGUUGAUUCCAGAGAUAAAGAGAAUGGGAAUAAUUCCCCCUUGCCAAAAUAUGCUACCUCACCAAAACCCAACAACAGCUACAUGUUCAAACGGGAACCACCAGAGGGCUGUGAGAAGGUGAAAGUCUUUGAGGAAAGCUUGCCAAAGCCAUUGCAUGAAAUUCCAGCCUUCUACUGCCCUGACAAAAACAAAGUGAAUUUCAUACCUAAAAGUGGCUCUGCUUUCUGCCUUGUCAGCAUCCUCAAGCCACUUCUUCCCACACAGGAUCUUACGUUGAAGGGCACUACACACAGCCUGACUGUCUCAUCUGGCAUGACACCCAGUUUGUUACAGCCCAUCUCUAUGGCUUCCUUGUCUGCGAACACAGAUCAAGACAGGAUCUCUCGUGGAACAAGUACAGUAAUACCACAGACCUCUAUACUCCAGCAAACAGGACGUAUUGAGGAAGCUGAAGGAUAGAUGUCUUGGCAUUUUUCUGGGCAACUACUGGGGAAAAAAAUUGCAACCAGUUGACUGGAUCUUUCUGAUUGCGCUAUUUGCAUUGUUUUAACAACUUAUGGCACUGUUAUAAUUGAACUGUUUGUAUAAUGACAGUUUGGUACAUUGAGAAAUUCAGGAUGAUGCAGCAGCUGAUACUCUGUUGCACAUCCUACUUAUGAAGACUUCAGUUCUGUUUACCACCUGCUUUUUUUUUUUUUUAAAUACUGAUGAAAGCUAAGACUGUUGUAAUCCUCUGCCAUUUACAGGACCAAUUGAUGUGAUACUGUGUGCCCUUCGACUGUUUCCCACUAAAAGAAAAAUAUUGAGACCAAUCAGCUGACCCCAUUUUACCAUGCAACCUGCAGAGGGGAUGGGCAAUCAAGUGGUUUUGCAAAAUGUCUUUUGUAUGAAAACAUGAAUUUUAUAACAAAGACUUGCCUUUUCUGAUGUGUAGUGGGUAGUGUUUAAAAGACGUAUUUCUGGUGACAAUUCCCCCCUAUGUUCCACCAUCUCUUUUUUUUGUUUGUUUUAUUUUACAGUAGAGAAGAUAAGAUUCAUUUUAAUUCACUGUUUUACAGCUGCUGGGACCAAAGGAUUGCUGAAGUAUUUAAGCAAUCUCAAAUUAUGUGACCUUCCUGAACAGCCUCAGCCCUAAGUAAGACAAGUUAAUGUGUUUGAAAACUUUAAAACAGUAGAGUAUCCAGAAAGCAGUGUUAAUGCGUAGUGUAUUUUUUAAAUUGAUACUGUAAGUUUGUACUUCCCGUAAGUCGCAUUCUUAAAACUCCUUCCUUCACCUGGCUGCUGUCAGUGAUGGUUUAUUGGCUGGAGAAUUGUAUUUUAAGGCACUUGUCCCAGCAGUGUUCCACUUGUGCAUGGAAUUUUUGUACAGGAGUGGGGAAAAAACAUGUUAUGUUCUGGUUCCCUGUUAUUCCAGAAAAUGUGCCGCUUACCUCUUACAGGUUUGCUUGGUUACUUGCAGAGUUAGUUGCCAUGAAUUGUUGAUCACUCUUGACAAAAAUCUGCUCUGUUGUGACUCUUCACUGUAUUAUAGACCCUGGCUAUGUGAUACUGAAAUACCUGUGCAUGAUUUCCUCUCUUUUUGUCAUAGUGGUGUUUUCUGCGUAUGUUGAAUGUGUUGGCUUGUCAGCCAUGGUAUUUGUUACACAGCAGUUUACUGCAGCAGACAUGUUCUCCCUUUUUGACUAGCAACUUAGGCUGGUGUGUAAAACAGGAUUUUUUGACGCUUAUUCUGUCCUCAUCUGCAGCAGUUUAUGGUUCCUUUGAAGUUGUAAGGGAAGGGGCUAUUUCAAAUGAAAGCUAUUCAGAGACUUCAGUGAGGUUUCUCUUGUGUUCCAAGGGUUCAUUUUAUGUAUUUGAGUAAAUACAAUAUAGAUAAGUGCAAAAAAACCUGCAGUGACUUGAAUGCCAAUGUCAUAUCAUCCUAUAAAAUGUUUGCCUUCUAGCCUCUUUUACAGAGGUAAAUUCAGUCAUUUCAAAUUAAUAUAAUUGUGGAUAUUUUGUGGGUCUGAAUAUUGGUCUGUUAAGCAUGAGUCAUUCCUACUGACUUGCAGAUGCAUUGCUUCCCUGGCUGAGUUGCAGUCUCAGAUCCCUCCCUAAUUACAUCUAUCUAAAGAUUGUACUGUAAAUAUACCAGCUUUGCUCAGUGUUUAAUAUGCUGAAUUUGGUUGCAGACAUUUCACUAGGAGAAAAAAAUAAUCUUCGUACUUUUGCAGAUAAUAGUCACAGUUCUGAUGCACACAUACUGUUCCUCUAAAUCCAGAGUAAAUAACUGUCUGAUAGCAAUAAACUUCACUGAGCAGGUAAGUGUAAAUCACAGUGGCCUACACAAGUCCUGCAUUUAGAGUGUAUGUUAAGCCCCCUCUUUAAAACAUAAUGUAGAACUUCAGCAAAUUAAAAAUGUUCCAGGAAGUCUGAAAAUACUUCAUCUGUUAAAUUAGCGAAUGAAUAUAAUCUAAUAUACCGUUUUUCUUCUCAUCAAAAUAGAUAGCAUCAUACAGACGGGACUAAAAAGCUCUGGUUUUGAGUGGCAGCUCUGAUUUACACUGAAAAAGUUGUUGGAGAGGAGAAGACUUUGUGCACUAAAUUUCUGUGCUAUGAUCAGUUAAUGAGGCUUUGUGGUAUUAAUCUUUUUCUUCUGAAGGAGUUCCAGUGAAAUUUGAAGACUAGUAUGUACUGCUUUAGACAGGUUGUUUAAAGCUGGUGUGGCUGGAUUCAUGAGAGAUGGGAUCAUUCAGGUGAAGGAAGUUGUUGUAAAUCUACUUUUUUCUGUAGCAGUAGCAUGUAAAGAGUUUCUCCAUCAGUGCCAAAAUGCAUAGUGCUUUUUCAGGAGAUCUUAACUAAAUAGUUAAGAACUGAAGGGCUAAAGUUAACAAAUAGCCUUUGUUAUGGCCUUGAGACUUAACUGAUUUAACCAAAACUGCAUUCUGAUGUUUGUUUUAAUCAGAGUGAUCUCUCAAACAGUAGCAAGCUUUCUUAACCUGGAACUUUUUUUUUCCUCUUGCUGUAGUACUCAAGCAUCUCUUCAGUAGCUCACAUUGUAUAUUAUUGGACAAUGUACUGCAUGUAUUACCGAGCCCAUCUGUUAAAAAUGCAAAUAGAAGUAUAUGAGGGAUUUGUUUUUAUCAAAACAAAUUGGAUUCAGGAUGACUUUUUUUUUUUAAUGUACAGGACUGUUCAUUGCUGUGGCAGCUCUACUUUCAUGUGAAUCCACACUAAGGACUCAGAAUUAAGAAAAUAUAACAGCUCUUGUACCAAGACCAGCUUUUACAAGUAUGCAUAUAAAACUUAGCCUUAAACUUCGUAUGUGCUGUCUUGUGCCAUUGCAGAGCUGCAAGGUAAAGUAUUUAAAUCAGAUUAAAGGUAGGUUUGAGGGUGUAUAUAACUUAAAAGAAAAAAACAAACAAACAACUCAUUUGUAUAUAGAGUUGAGAUACUCAGUUUUAUGAGGGGUUAACAUAUGGCUCAAUCACAGUUAUACUGAAAGGUUUCUAGUUCUUUUGGCAUUCUUCAAAUCCUAACUAUGCAUAGACCCAGUCAGUUCCUUGAUUACCUACUUUGUAGCUUAAAUAUGUAAAAGGUCUAUUUUUACAUACAACUUGACACACUUGAUACUGUUUUCCUGAUAUUUUACACUUCUAGCCCAACUUUGAAGGCUGAUAGCGGUGUUCAGUGACACUGACAGUUGAUCUUUUGAGAUAUUCUAACUAAUGUUCCUCCAGUUGUAAAUUUCACAUAACUCACAAGGAGGUUGUUGUUGUUUUAAUGAAGGUCUAUGCUGGCAGCUAUGACUGGACUCUUUACUUUAAAAAUCUGAGGCACGAGGAAGAGGACUUCUCAUUAAACUGUAACGUGAUUUAGCUAUUCACUCUUUUCUUGGUGCUGUAAUCAUGUAGCAACAAAUUUAAGUACAUGGAAAAGUAAGAAAAUAAUAAUAAAAAAUAUUGAGUACAUAGAGCUUAGGAGGAAAUUCUUGCUUGCAUGCACAUAUCUUGAGAGAAAAAAGGGAGUGCAAAUUAAAUACACCGUACUGUGGAAGUGUUUGAUGCAUUUGCUGUUGCAUUAUGUAAAUCAGCUCUUAAAAAGUAUGUUUACUCUCAGGGCUUUCUUUUGUUUGUUCUAAGAUGCAGUUUACUGAAAUUGAAAGCUUAUGAUUUUCUAAGAUCACUGAAGUCUGAGCCUUUUGGGAAGAAAAAUGCUUCUAAAAAUAGCUACUUGCAUCAUUUUAUUGCUGUAAUAGCUGGAAAUGUUUUCAGUAUUAACAUAAACCUACUGGGAAAUAUCUUUGAAGAUUCAUUGUCCUACCAUAUAAAAAGCUUGCUGCUUCUGAUCUUGAUACUCAGAAUUACUGUUGCUACGACUUGAAACAAGGAACAUGCAACUUUCUGAAUAGCGCGGGGGGUGGAAAUGCAAAGAAGUCAAAUCCAUUAACCUUUCUUCUGCCUCAGGCCUAACUUCUUUUUGCUUAUGGAGUUUACUGCCAUACCAAUUAAUUCUAUUAAUUUGUUGCUGAAACGUGAGCUAUCUCUCUUGCCCAUCUGUCUUUACAGUAACUCACUGCUAGUGAAAUCUGUUUUCUUGUGGGAUAUCUGACAGCUUCUCCACGAAACUGAAAGGGGAGUGAGGAGAACACAUAGACACCAGUAACUUGUAGUUACCAAGAUCGUUGCUGCUGAGUGACUUCUGAGAUAUUUUAAUUUCCAUUGUCUCAUUGUGUACGCACACGCAGUCUGCGUAGGCCUGCUUCUGUAAACUGUAGGAUUUGGUAUUUUAGACAAUCUUUUUUUAUGGAUAGUUUUUCAAAACUUUACUCAUACAGAACUGAUACAUAAUUUUAAUAGAAAAAUAUCUUCAAAGCAAAGCUUGUUUGUCAUUCUUGUUCUCAUGAAAUUAAUAUACCAUUAAUAUAACCUGCAAAAAAAAGAUCCUUGCUAUACAAGCACACAGACACUUGAGAAUGUCAGGACUGUGCUUUUUUUCCAUGUGGUUUUGUAGUAUAAGUGCACUUCAUCAAAUGUCAGAGCCUAAUGAUGUUGUGAUGACUUAGUCUCAAGCAAGUUGAUGCAUUAAAAGAAAAAGUUUAGCUCUUAGAAAGAUAAUAGAAAGCUCAUUUUCCCUUAAACUAUGGAAUGGGAAGCACUGUGGAAAAUUGAUUUCUUUAUGUUUGAAGAGUUCAUAUGAAAUUGUUUUCCUUUAUCUGGAUAUUUAGGAAAACAAAAUGACCAUUCACUGCAAGAUGUAUCUGUAUAUUUUCUUGAAUUUGAGUGUUCAACAAUGCUGGGAGUCAGUCUUGCUAUUGAACGUUUAUUUAUGCAAGGAAUGAUCUAGAUGCAUUGUUUUGAUUCUGUUGUGUUACUUGUUAAGUUGGGAAAGAAUGCUAACUAUUCAGGAGUGUUUGGUGAAAAUCCAGUCCUGUAUAUCAGCUGGACUGCAACAUUCUUUCUGAGUGCUCCAGCUGGAAAUGGUGUCCUCUUAAUUUUUUCUUGAUUCAUUGCAUGUCAUCAGUAAGUACUUAGGUAUGGUCUUGGCUUAUUAGUUCCUCACUGGGAUUUGUAUUUGACUAUGGAGACUUUCGUAGUGUUGACAGGUGUAUCUGAAUUGCAGAAGAGGACUUGACCUGAAAACACUAGAAGUUUCUUACACAGAUUUAUUCUGAUAGAACUCUUUGGAUAAAUCUAGUAAGCUGAAAAGCAGAAACCAAACAACACUCUUUGGACUCAGUCACCCUCAUUUUCAUUAGAUUAAUAGUCAAAGAAUACUGCUUGGCUUUAUUCUUUCAUUUACUGAAAUGUGCAAUUUUUGAGAGUAACAGUUAAAGGCUGUGCAGAACUGCCAUUAGAUUGGUCUCUAUAUGAAAUUGGCUGAUGUGUUUUCCUCUGUUACACUGUGAUUAAUUUGUGGAGGUCUUCUUGUGUGUGUUGUACAGAUCAGUUACUUGUUGCAUGUAAGGCUAUUUUUGUAAGCAAGAGGAAUUCCGGGGAUGAUAUGCAUAAAGGGCCUAUUCUGAAGUGAUGUACACUGGUGUAAAACUGGAGCAGCUCUACUCAUUUCUAUGGAAUUCUUGAUUUUCGCUAGUCUUUGCUAUGUGUAGUUAUGCCAGUACUAUUUUGCACAAUGUUGUUUUAAAUCUUGAGUACUGAAUUGUGAACUGUUUCCACUAGAAACAGUAAAAAUUUUUACAAACUGCAAUAGUGGAAUGUUUUUGGGAUUUUUAUUUUAUUUUUUGCCUAAAAUAAAAAGUCAUCACUUCCA